Molecule: messenger RNA, 438 nt
Organism: Arabis nemorensis
Lineage: Eukaryota; Viridiplantae; Streptophyta; Magnoliopsida; Brassicales; Brassicaceae
Source: the annotation of a GenBank genome assembly
AUGUCAACAAACGUUGAAGCUGCUUACCAUUUUUGCCAGCUUUCACAUCCUCUCUUUAAGGCUUCAAGCAACGGAAGCAUCGUAUUCAUGUCCUCUGUUGCAGGGAUUAUAUCAUUUGAAUGUGGAUCCAUUUAUGGUCUAACAAAAGGAGCUCUGAAUCAGCUAGCAAGAAAUUUGGCAUGUGAAUGGGCAAAAGAUGGGAUAAGAGCCAACGCUGUUGCACCUAAUGUUGUCAAGACUUCUCAGUCUCAACCUGACGUCCGUUUUAAGGAGGAAUUGUUCAGUAGAACUCCACUUGGUCGUGCUGGAGAGCCGAAUGAAGUAGCAUCACUAGUGGUCUUCUUGUGUCUACCUGCGGCUUCUUAUAUUACUGGUCAAACCAUUUGUGUUGAUGGUGGRCUUACUGUUAAUGGCUUCUCCUAUCAACCACAAGCUUGA